This is a messenger RNA of Apaloderma vittatum (bar-tailed trogon), 947 nucleotides long. It is a transcript of the gene RHOJ, whose product is annotated as ras homolog family member J. Gene Ontology annotation, molecular function: GTP binding; GTPase activity. The coding region runs from base 1 to 645 and encodes 214 amino acids. The transcript is spliced from 5 exons. The record is from RefSeq and is a predicted model, not a curated record. Lineage: Eukaryota; Metazoa; Chordata; Aves; Trogoniformes; Trogonidae. Gene Ontology annotation, biological process: small GTPase-mediated signal transduction.
AUGAACUGCAAGACAGAAGAUGACAACUGCCCUGAUGGGAGUAGCAACAACCCGAAGAAGAUGUUAAAAUGCGUGGUGGUCGGGGACGGUGCGGUUGGGAAAACCUGUUUGCUGAUGAGUUACGCUAACGAUGCCUUCCCAGAGGAGUACGUCCCCACUGUGUUUGACCACUAUGCAGUAACUGUGACUGUGGGAGGACAACAACACUUGCUGGGACUUUAUGACACUGCAGGACAGGAGGACUACAACCAGCUGAGACCCCUGUCCUACCCCAACACGGACGUGUUCUUGAUUUGCUUCUCGGUGGUGAACCCUGCCUCGUACCACAAUGUCCAGGAGGAGUGGGUGCCUGAACUGAAAGUCUGCAUGCCCAACGUGCCUUACGUCCUCAUAGGAACACAGAUUGAUCUCCGGGAUGACCCCAAAACUUUGGCUCGACUGCUUUACAUGAAGGAGAAACCACUCACCUACGAGCAUGGCGUGAAGCUGGCAAAGGAGAUCGGGGCACAGUGCUACCUGGAGUGCUCAGCCCUCACACAGAAAGGCCUUAAGACUGUCUUUGAUGAAGCAAUCCUGACCAUUUUCCACCCCAAGAAGAAGAAGAAGCGUUGUGCAAAGUGCCACAGGUGCUGCACCCUUGUGUGAAGUCACUUGGAAAGAAAAACUAGAUGAGUUCAAUGAAACCAAGCAGGUUAGAAAGGCAAUGAAGGUCACACGCAACUGAAAUGGGGAACAUGACCAGAAAGGGGUCCUUCUUACCCAAAACUAGGAGCCCUCUGUUCUGUGAAACCUCCAAGCUGUAUCACACUAGGCCAACCCAUGUCUCUGUGCUUUCCUAACCCUCCAGAGCUGUGUGCAGCCACUCCUGCUGCUGCUGACUGCGCUGAGCCAACAGAAACCAGGACGCCUGCUCCUGCUUGACUCCUGACCUUAGGAACAAGGUGAAG